Phymastichus coffea is the source of this 3595-nucleotide messenger RNA. Its product is annotated as golgin subfamily A member 7. The transcript has 3 exons. The record is from RefSeq and is a predicted model, not a curated record. Gene Ontology annotation, biological process: protein targeting to membrane; peptidyl-L-cysteine S-palmitoylation. Lineage: Eukaryota; Metazoa; Arthropoda; Insecta; Hymenoptera; Eulophidae. Gene Ontology annotation, cellular component: palmitoyltransferase complex. The coding region runs from base 355 to 810 and encodes 151 amino acids.
AAAGAUUAGAGCUGCAAGUGCAAACGAACGGGAAAUAGCCUCGCACGUCGAGAGAGCGAAAGAGAGAAAGAGAGAGAGAGAGAAGCAUAUUAGUUGCGUGCCUCCCGAAUGAAGUUUUUCGUGUUGCGUCUCUCCGCACGAAAAGACGCUACACAACUCGGACGAAAAACGCAUCGUGCGUGACGUCGGAGAAAGCCUAACUACUCGUCGUGGUCGUAUCUGUUAUUUUGCUUGUGGACUGUGUAGACUUGCUUACGCGCACGACGGACGACUGCAUUGCCAGCGAAGAUCCCUUGGCCUCCGCUGUGGAUUUUGCCGUCUUGUCCCCGACCCGUCUGCAAAACGAAGCUCAAAAUGCCAAUGAGCAAUCAUGUACCUUUGGAAGACGUGUCAGCUGGUCGAGGACAAGGUGGCGGAGGGUCUCCACAAAAUUGUCAGAAAGUUUUUAUCCAACGAGAUUAUGGCGAGGGCACUAUGGUUAAAUUCCAAACUAGGUUUCCUUCUGAACUUGGUGAACGGUUGGACCGUCAGUCUUUUGAAUAUACAAUCAAUCAAUUAAAUACAUACUUUGCUGAGGCAGAAAGAGCCAGCUGUUCAACUUAUUGUGAGGGUUGUUUAGCUUGCUUGACAGGAUACCUCAUAUAUAUAUGCACGGAGACCCACUACGAAAAGUGUCUACGUAAGGUUGCCAAAUUUGUGAGUGAACAAAACGACAGAGUUUACAGGCCUCGCGGGCUUUUAUUGACUGAUCCAACGACAAGAGGCCUCAGGUUAAUAGAAAUCUCGGUGCUUGACAGGCCCGCGUCGUGACUGCAUAUUAGCCGAUCUACUGAGAUCUUCAUGUGACCUUAACGCAUCUGCCGUUUUUUUAAAAAAAUAUAAUGAAAACAAAAUGUUAAAAAAAAAGAAGAUAAGUAAUCCACACCUUCGCGCCUAGGGCUAUGUGGUGUCUCUGUUUUACGAGACAUCAUGAGCACCGUGAUUCAAAAUUGUCGAUAUGUCUAUGCAAAGUGUCGCAAGUAUUAUGCGGUGUGCGCGAGAAAACCGAACGAUAUCGACACUCGUGAAUAAAAUGCGUUCGUUUUUUCUUUGCAGCAUGGUGGUCACUUUGUUUGAAUCAUCUCAAGUACCUGAAAGUGGAUUUUAAAACAAAAAUAUAGCUGAUGCUUUCUCAAUAUUAGAUAUAUUUCUUGAUUCUAUUUGUAGAUAGAAUAGCUUAGAGUCUUGUUAUAUAAAAUUAUCUGAACGUAAUAUGAUGUGACUAAACUAUAAAAUUAUAAUGGUCCUACUUAGUUAUGACUCAUACAUGUGUUAUCGCUAUCUAUAAUUAUCUCGAUGCUAUUAUAUCUUUGCUUUUUCAUAAAGAUUUUAGUUCAAGCAAAAUGUUCAUUAAAACAUAAAAUAUUUUAUCGCUUAUAAAACCAAGAAAAUCUAAUAUGUCAAUGAACUUAGUUAAUAUGAAUUUAUUUGUUUUGUUAUUUGCAUAUUAUAUUUUUAUUUGUGGUUAAUAAUGUAAUAAAGCUAAAAAGACUAAUUAAAAAUUCAGGAACUUUUGAAAUAAAAAAUAUUGUGGCUACCAUGUUUGAGUGAUGGAUAAUCCUAAGCUGCAACAAAACCUACUACGUAUGUACCAGUGGUGACAAAGAAGUUCUGCAUGACUGAGCCAAUUCUAUUCAAUAAGCAAUUUGUAAGCUAAGUCAACAGAUCUUCCAUAAUUUUAUGUUCGCAGAUUUUUAACAAAUAAGCAAAAUCAAAAUAUAAUAUUGAAUAUCAGGAAUUCUCUCAUGUUAUUGAAGUGAAUGAAUUCAUGUAUCUUACAAACUGUUAAGAAUGCUGUUUCUUUGCUGCCACUGCUUCUUACAUUUACUUUUAAUUCAAAGCUGUAGAAAAAAGUACAGAUAUGCUAAUUUUGCAUUUAUAUUACAAAUUAUGUUUCAGAUAUAUACAGUAGUAAGCAUUUUUAGUUUUGUAAAAAUUUGUCACUGUGUAUAGAAAUGACACUGCAUUUUAUCUUAUUUUUUAUACAAUGCUAUCAACAGAUUGCUGCUUAGUAUUUAAUAAUGUUUUGCAUAUUACAGUCGAAUUGUAUCAUACUUCCAGAUGUUAUCUUCCGUCACCCUCACUUCUCUGUUGCUUACAGAACAAAGACAAUGUUAGCGUCAUUACGUGACUAAGGUGCAGUUUUAAAAUCUAUCAAAUAAACUCAAGAAACAUUUUUUUCUAUAUACAAUGAAUUGAAUGGUGUGUGAUAAGUUUGCGACUGGAUUAGUUAUCAAAUAAAUAUUUUCUUUACAUUUUGUUAGAUGAUCCACGGGUCGGCUAGAAAUCUACUGUUAUAUUACGAUUCGAGAAGGGAAUGGAAAACAUAAUAUUAGCUUGUGAGUUGAUUGAAAAUAUUUAUUCAACGAUCGAUCAUUCAGUUACGUGGUGGAUAGAAAUAUUUCAUUUAAACAUGAAUUUUGUUAGAUUUUGUCACCAAAAAAUGCAUAUAAAUUGAAAUAGUAACAUGUAUUAGACUAAGUAUAUUUAUAUUUACUAUUAUUAUUGCUAUUACUGUCAUGAUAUAUUAUUAAAGCGAAAUUGUUUUUUUAUGGUAGCCUACAAAACUUCGUAGCUUGCUUCAAGCGAUUUCGACCAGUUUGCCAAGAUUUUGUUAAACAAUAAGCUUGUUGAUUUAAACAUUUUUGGAAAAUACUUUAUUUUUUAUCCAAAUGAACGUUAAUCCUUUGAAAUUUUUACUUCGGUUUGCAUUUACGUUGCCAAACUUUUAAUAUAAUUAAAAAUCUUACGUUUGUUUACAACAAAGAAAUGGUAAUGAUAUUAUCUAUGGAAAAAAGUAUAUUGAAUAGCCCCGGAGCUCUGUAAAUAAUUGACUGUAAAAGUACCUGAUAUGUCUUAUUUUGCAUUGCUGUAAUCUUGGCUGAGUGCACACUUUUCCGCAGUGGUGCUCUAAUUCCUGACGAUAACAGAUCGAGGCAAUUGGUGCGUGCAAGCUCGCGAUAACGAGAGAAAAUGUCUUGAAGCUAGGCUAAUGAUAAUGUCCUUGCGAGAUGAAAGUGUAUGAGGUACAUAAAGCGUGUCAGGCAAAAAAAAUCUAACUAUGCAGAGAUUAAGGAAGUGGAAAAAAUCAUAACAAUGCGUCACUGCCGUGGACUGAAAUGGAAAAUUUCACAUAUUCGUAUUUGUAUCUUUUUCGUUUCGUUGUUUUAUUUGUAAGCCUCAUUCAUUUUCAUUAUUCAUUCUCGUCGACUGUUAUAUGGAGUCACAAAAGGUAUAAACACUAUAACAUGCGUUUUCUCUGUGUGCUGGAGACUGUGCAAAAACAAGAAAAAAAAACAAAAAAAUAAAUGAGUACUGUGAAACAAAAGCGCCCGGUGUAUGGAUUCAAAGACAAAAUUAAAAUGCAGAUAAAAAAGUGAGGUAAUUAAAAAAAAGAUGAAUCGAAAAAUUGUUAUAUACUUCAUUUACUAGUAGGACCAAAUAUCUUCAAAGUUAAAAAUAACUGUAAGCGAUUACCGGCGUUCGAAUGUAAUUUCUAAGUGUUUUAUUAAUAAAAUCGACGCAAGUCUGAUAAACUUGCUUCAAUCAUCUUUAA